AUGCCGAUAGCUCGUGUCACCAGCCGCUCUAUUCUCGCUGCACGCACUUUUCCCACAACUCGGAAGUUCGCAACAGCAUUACCAGUGAGCUCUGCCACCCGGAGUCACAAAGUAGUGGUGAUUGGUGGCGGUAGUGCAGGCCUGACUAUCAGUCACCAGCUCCUCCGAUCCGGCAGAUUUGCUAAGAAUGACAUUGCUGUCAUCGACCCAGCGACCUGGCAUCAUUACCAGCCUGGUUGGACUCUAGUUAGCGGAGGACUGAAGACCAAAGAGGAACUGCGAAGACCGCUGGACAGCUUGAUUGACCAGAAGAUCAAGUUUUAUGACUCCAGUGUGGACACCUUUUCUCCACAAGACAACUUUCUCAGGCUUGACGACGGCGGUGUCGUUGACUAUGAGCAACUCGUCGUUGCUCCUGGCAUCAGUAUUGAUUAUGGCAGUAUCAAAGGCUUGCCUGAGGCUCUUGCGAACCCAGACUCUCUUGUUUCGACAACCUAUGGCUAUCAUACUUGCGACAAGGUCUUCCACUCCAUCAAAAAACUUCGACAAGGCGUCGCUAUCUUCACCCAACCUGCCGGUAUUGUCAAAUGUGGAGGCGCACCUCAAAAAAUCAUGUGGCUCGCGUUAGAUCAUUGGAAGCGAGCAGGACUGUAUGAUCCUGGUAACCCUUCCAAUUCGACGGUCAAUAUCAGCUUCGCUACUGGCAUCUCUACUAUGUUUGCCGUACCCAAGUACAAUUCCAAGCUUGAGGAGUUGCGCCAAAAGAGGGGUGUUGAGGGCUUAUUCCAGCACGACCUCAUUGCUAUCGAUGGCAAUCGAGCGAUAUUCUCUCGUCCUGAUGGAGAACACAUCACCAAGCAGUUCGACCUCCUGCAUGUGGUGCCUAAGAUGGGGCCCCAUGCUUUUGUUCAAAACAGUGGUCUAGCGGACGAGGCUGGAUACAUCGAUAUUCACCCGAGCACCCUUCGUCACAAGAGAUUUCCCAACAUCUGGUCUGCUGGCGAUGCUUCCAACUUACCUACGUCAAAGACAGCAGCAGCAAUUACUGCACAAGCACCAGUUCUGGUGCACAAUCUGCUGCAAUCUCUAGAUGGAAACGAGACCAAUGCAGUAUAUGACGGAUACACAUCGUGCCCAUUGUUGACAGAAUAUGGCAAAGUCGUCCUUGCCGAAUUUAAAUACGGCGGUGAGCCGCAAGAGACUUUUAACACCUGGUUUGGUAUUGAUCAAACAGUACCGCGUCGUGUGUUCUAUCAUCUCAAGAAAGAUUUCUUCCCUUGGGUGUACUACAAGUAUAUGGUCAAAGGCACUUGGGGCGGGCCGAAGGGCUGGAUUAAGUAG
Aureobasidium musti is the source of this 1341-nucleotide messenger RNA. Lineage: Eukaryota; Fungi; Ascomycota; Dothideomycetes; Dothideales; Saccotheciaceae. The record is from the annotation of a GenBank genome assembly.